GAUGCUGAGUCCACGGUCCUCAGCGCGCAGCUCAGCGAGGGAGCUCUCAUCACACAUUGCAUACAAAAUCCAAAUACCGCAUCACCACGCUUUAGCACCUCUUUGAUUUACACGCUCAAGAAGAAGCAUAAAAAACAAACAAAUACCUUUGCCUUUUUUGAUACAUUGGUCGGGACAGUCAUCUCAAAACGAUGUCUCCAUCUCUAUUUUUUUUCCUCUGCGGAACCUCCAUCUAACCAGGCAACAACUGCACUAUUUUAGGAUCCAUCAUCUCCAUCCGUAGUAAACACGCUGCUGAACACCUGGGCGAUAAAGGACGACACGAUAACAGCUACUGGGUGAACCCAGCCGCUCUUGUGUUUCUCCAGGAUAUUCCCUUUUCCCCACAAACCACGGCAAUGUCCUUGGAGCAUGGCCUGGCUUCCUCACCAAUCCCAUCAUCCCGUAUCCUUUGAAUCCUAACGCAUCAGCGCUGCAGAUCUACACAAUAUCCCGCUCGGUUUUGCGCCCCCUCUUUGCUCUCGUUCUCUGUGUCCUGAUGGAUUGGAAGCGGCCCGAUCCCUCGUUCUGUUGACCCUCGGGGUGAGGGGAGAGGACAGGAUUUCUCCAAAUACACUAGAAGUGUCCUGCCGUUGUUGUCCCGAUUUCCUCUGAUGGAGAGUUAGAAGAACUCUGGGGAGGGAGAGGAGUGGAGGAGCAAACUCAAAACCAAAAAACUCAAGCCAAGAAUCAUCACUAUUACUGACCUUGUGUUGCUGAAACCUCCUGGACGAGAAGAAGUCAUUUAGAUCAAACUUCGUGGACCCAACACCCUAAGAUUCAAGAUGUCCACCACAGCAACCAUGGGUGAGAUGGCGAAUAGCGCAGUGGAGUUUUACCCCAAGCGGGGUGGAGGAGGUGCAGAAGCCAACCAUGCUGGAGACUUUGGGGUGACGUUGGAGGAGCUCCGGUCCCUGAUGGAGCUGAGAGGAGCCGAGGCCUUGCAGAAAAUUCAGGACAGCUUUGGAGAUGUAGAAAGCCUAUGCCAGAGACUUAAGUCUUCCACCAGUGAUGGUUUGUCUGAUAACCCGACAGAUCUGGAGAAGCGCAGGCAGGCAUUUGGACAAAACUUCAUACCCCCCAAAAAACCCAAGACCUUCCUUCAGCUGGUGUGGGAGGCAUUACAAGACGUCACCCUCAUCAUCCUGGAGAUUGCAGCCAUCAUCUCCCUCGGCCUGUCCUUCUAUCAGCCACCCGGACACGAGAGUGAGGGUUGUGGAAAUGGGUCAGGAGGAACUGAAGAUGAGGGGGAGGCAGAGGCAGGAUGGAUCGAAGGUGCAGCCAUCCUACUCUCCGUCAUUUGCGUGGUGCUGGUGACGGCUUUCAACGACUGGAGUAAAGAGAAACAGUUCCGGGGACUGCAGAGCCGCAUCGAGCUGGAGCAGCGAUUCGCUGUGGUGCGCAAUGGAAACGUCAUCCAGAUCCCCGUCGCCGAGAUGGUGGUUGGGGACAUGGCCCAGGUCAAAUACGGUGACCUCCUACCUGCUGAUGGGGUCCUGAUUCAGGGAAAUGACCUGAAAAUCGACGAGAGCUCUUUAACUGGUGAAUCAGACCAUGUGCGGAAGUCAGUCGAAAAGGACCCCAUGCUUCUCUCUGGUACCCAUGUGAUGGAGGGAUCAGGCAGGAUGCUGGUGACCGCAGUUGGAGUCAACUCUCAGACUGGCAUCAUAUUCACUCUACUGGGAGCUGGGGAAGGGGAGGAGGAGAAGAAAGAAAAGAAAGAGGACAGUAGUUACUCACUAACAACUAUGGCCAAACCAAGUGGCAUCACCAAUGGCAAGCAGCCAGAGGCAGCUGUGGAGACCAAUCAAAAUAAAGCCAAAAAGCAGGAUGGAGCCGUUGCCAUGGAGAUGCAGCCUCUGAAGAGUGCAGAGGGCGGAGAAGUGGAGGAGAAAGAGAAGAAAAAAGCCAACGUGCCCAAGAAGGAGAAGUCUGUACUGCAGGGCAAACUCACCAAACUUGCUGUACAGAUUGGCAAAGCAGGUCUUGUAAUGUCAGCCAUUACAGUUAUCAUUCUGGUGCUGUACUUUGUGAUCGAGACAUUUGUGGUGGAGGGGCGGAGCUGGUUGCCUGAGUGCACGCCCAUCUACGUGCAGUAUUUUGUCAAAUUCUUUAUCAUCGGUGUGACUGUGCUGGUGGUAGCUGUGCCUGAGGGUCUUCCCCUUGCUGUUACCAUCUCCCUGGCUUAUUCAGUUAAGAAAAUGAUGAAGGACAAUAACCUAGUGCGUCACUUGGAUGCCUGUGAGACAAUGGGCAAUGCCACUGCCAUCUGCUCCGACAAGACCGGCACCCUCACCACCAACCGCAUGACUGUAGUACAGUCCUACAUCAAUGACCAGCACUUCCGUGAGAUACCGGACCCCAGCCAGAUCCACCAUAACACCCUGGAGAUGAUUGUCAAUGCCAUAUCUAUCAACUGCGCCUAUACCUCCAAGAUCAUGCCACCAGAUGUGGAAGGUGGUCUGCCCAAGCAGGUUGGUAAUAAGACAGAGUGUGGUCUGCUGGGCUUUCUGCUGGACUUGAAGAGAGACUACGCCCCUGUGAGAGAGCAGAUCCCAGAGGAGAAGCUUUACAAAGUCUACACUUUCAACUCUGUACGCAAGUCCAUGAGCACUGUGGUGCAGAUGCCGGAUGGAAGUUUCCGGCUCUACAGCAAAGGAGCUUCUGAGAUCCUUCUGAAAAAGUGUUCCUCGAUACUUGGUGCCAAUGGUGAAACACGAAACUUCAAGCCACGAGACAGAGAUGAGAUGGUGAAGAAAGUGAUCGAGCCCAUGGCGUGUGAAGGCCUGCGAACCAUCUGCAUCGCUUAUCGUGAUCUUCCCUGCAACCCCGAGCCUGACUGGGAUAAUGAAGCUGAAAUUGUCACCGAUCUGACCUGCAUCGCUGUCGUCGGGAUUGAGGAUCCCGUUCGACCAGAGGUCCCUGAAGCCAUUUGCAAGUGUCAGAGGGCAGGCAUCACUGUGCGCAUGGUCACCGGCGACAACAUCAACACAGCACGAGCUAUUGCUGCCAAGUGUGGCAUCAUUCAGCCCGGGGAUGACUUUCUGUGCCUGGAGGGUAAAGACUUCAACCGAAGAAUCAGGAAUGAGAAAGGAGAGAUUGAGCAGGAGAGGAUUGAUAAGAUCUGGCCCAAGCUCAGAGUCCUUGCACGUUCUUCCCCCACGGACAAACACACUCUCGUAAAAGGCAUCAUUGACAGCACUGUGCUGGAGCAGAGACAGGUGGUGGCCGUAACUGGUGAUGGGACCAAUGACGGGCCGGCUCUCAAGAAGGCAGAUGUGGGCUUUGCGAUGGGUAUAGCAGGCACUGAUGUAGCUAAAGAAGCCUCGGACAUCAUCCUGACCGAUGAUAACUUCUCCAGCAUUGUGAAGGCUGUCAUGUGGGGGAGAAAUGUGUAUGACAGCAUCUCCAAGUUCCUGCAGUUUCAGCUUACUGUCAAUAUAGUGGCCGUCACGGUAGCUUUCACCGGGGCCUGCAUUACACAGGACUCUCCACUAAAAGCAGUACAGAUGUUGUGGGUUAAUCUGAUCAUGGACACAUUUGCCUCUUUGGCUCUUGCCACUGAGCCACCAACCGAAGCUCUGCUGCUUAGGAAACCCUACGGCCGCAACAACCCCCUCAUCUCGCUCACAAUGAUGAAGAACAUCCUGGGUCAUGGAGUCUAUCAGCUCAUCAUCAUCUUCACCCUGCUGUUUGUUGGAGAGAAAAUCUUCAACAUCGACAGUGGCCGUAACGCCCCCUUACACUCCCCCCCGUCUGAACAUUACACCAUCAUCUUCAACACCUUUGUCCUGAUGCAGCUCUUCAACGAGAUCAAUGCUCGCAAAAUUCACGGUGAAAGGAACGUGUUCGACGGCAUCUUUGGGAACCCUAUCUUCUGCAGCAUUGUUCUGGGAACAUUUGGAGUGCAGAUUGUGAUUGUGCAGUUUGGGGGCAAGCCCUUCAGCUGUGCCCCUCUCAAUGUGGAGCAAUGGCUGUGGUGCCUCUUUGUGGGAGUUGGAGAAUUGCUGUGGGGUCAGGUGAUAGCCACAGUGCCCACUAGUCACCUGAAGUGUCUGAAGGAGGCCGGCCAUGGGCCAGGGACAGACGAGAUGACGGAGGACGAGCUGGCCGACGAUGAGGAGGAGAUAGACCACGCUGAGAGAGAGCUACGCAGGGGGCAGAUCCUCUGGUUUAGAGGCCUUAACCGUAUCCAGACUCAGAUGGAGGUAGUGAGUACGUUCAAGAGAAGUGGUUCGUUUCAGGGUGCAGUGAGACGUCGAUCCUCAGUGCUCAGCCAGCUCCAUGACGUAACCAAUAUUUCUACCCCCACUCAUGUAGUUCUCUCCACUGCCAAUGCAAGCGCCGCUCCCGGGAGUGAGUUCCCUGCUUUCCCUACCUGUGUCAGACACGACACUCAGAAACACUCACAAAAUAUCAAAACUCUUACAAACACACUCACACACGCACCAAGCAUUUCUCCUCACACACAGCAGCACAUGAAACACCUCAUCGUGUGUGCCGUGGUACUUCUGUUCUGUAUUUGAAACCUUCUGUGUAGUCGUCUCUCUGUGAUUGAGUGGCUCUUUGCAAGAUGGCCUGUCUGGCUUUGACUGAUCCUCUAUGGGCCGCUGUUUGUGUCUCCUCCCCAAGUCCCUCAUCUCCUUCUCUCGAUUUCUGUGUGCUGUCUUGCUGUGUCGGGCCUUUUCUCUUGCUGUUGGGUUCUUCUUUGUUGUCUAAAGGUGUUGGUUUUGUUUUCAAAUCCCCGUCUCUCGAUAAGCCAUUCUCUGCCUUCUCUCUGUCCAAAACUAAACCUA
Molecule: messenger RNA, 4835 nt
Organism: Sinocyclocheilus grahami
Lineage: Eukaryota; Metazoa; Chordata; Actinopteri; Cypriniformes; Cyprinidae
Product: plasma membrane calcium-transporting ATPase 3
Exons: 22
Coding region: 825-4565 (1246 amino acids)
Biological process (GO): calcium ion transmembrane transport; regulation of cytosolic calcium ion concentration
Cellular component (GO): intracellular membrane-bounded organelle; plasma membrane
Molecular function (GO): ATP hydrolysis activity; P-type calcium transporter activity; ATP binding
Source: RefSeq, a predicted model, not a curated record